CAAACGUAGAUACGGCCGGCAACAUGCAUCCCGAUCUCACAGAACGCAUCCUACAGCAUUUGGAGGCAGUCGACAAAGUUGAUACACUAGAACUUGCCACGCAAUUCAGCGUUGACCAUCAGAAAGUUGUCGGCGCCUUAAAGAGUAUACAGGCACAUGGUGAUCUUGUUAUUGCUGAGACAGCCACAAAGAAGAACCUUGAACUAACGGAAGAAGGCCAAUCCGUGGUUGAGAAAGGCAGCCAUGAGGCCAUCGUCUAUUCUUUGGUGCCGGAGGAGGGCAUAGCUCAAACAGCUCUGAUGUCUCUUGGUGGAGCCAAUGCUAAAGUGGGCUUCAGCAAGGCCAUGUCCCAGGGAUGGAUCUUGUUAGAUAAGAGUGUAAGUCCGCCGCUGGUUAGGCGUAAAGUUGAUCAGAUUAUCGACAAUGUAAAGGAGCAGCUGGUGCUGGUGGCUAGCGGCAAUGCGCGAUUGACUGCUAAAGAUGUGACUGAUUACAAGAAGCGCAAACUGCUGCAAGAGACAACCAUAAAGAGCUUUAUUUUGAGCAAGGGUCCAGAGUUUGCCACAACACUGACCAAGCUGGAAACGGAUCUUACCAUGGAUAUGUUGACCAGUGGGCUAUGGCAGCAGCUUAAAUUCAAGUCAUAUAACUUUGAUGCAUUGGGCGCGACACCGACGCGUGGUCAUCUGCAUCCGCUACUCAAGGUACGCACUGAGUUUCGUCAAAUAUUUUUGGAGAUGGGAUUCUCAGAAAUGCCCACUAAUAACUACGUCGAGUCAUCAUUCUGGAAUUUUGAUGCACUGUAUCAACCGCAGCAGCAUCCGGCACGUGAUGCGCAUGAUACAUUUUUCAUCAACCAUCCGGCGCAAAGCCAUAAGUUUCCGCAGGACUACCUGCAACGGGUGAAGACCGUGCACUCAAAAGGUGGAUACGGAUCGUUAGGCUACGGCUACGACUGGAAGUUAUCGGAGGCGCAAAAGAAUCUGCUGCGUACCCAUACAACAGCUGUGAGCGCACGUAUGCUAUUCAAGCUGGCUAACCAAGAGGGUGGAUUCAAGCCGGCCAAGUACUUUAGUAUAGAUAAAGUGUUUCGCAAUGAGACUCUAGAUGCUACCCAUUUGGCUGAGUUCCAUCAAGUAGAGGGCGUUAUUGCAGACGUUGGUCUCACUCUGGGUGAUCUAAUUGGCACGCUUUACGAGUUCUUCCGAAAAUUGGGCAUAACUCAGCUAGAGUUCAAACCGGCAUAUAACCCGUAUACGGAACCCAGCAUGGAGAUUUUCUGUUAUCAUCCUGGUCUGGGCAAAUGGAUUGAAGUGGGCAAUUCAGGCCUAUUUCGCCCAGAAAUGCUGCAACCCAUGGGCCUGCCUGAGAAUGUUAAUGUAAUUGCAUGGGGUCUAUCUCUAGAAAGACCCACUAUGAUCAAGUAUGGUAUUAACAAUAUUCGGGAUUUGGUCGGACCGAAGGUCGAUCUAAAAAUGGUUGAAGAAGGCCCUAUUUGUCGAUUGGAUCACGUGUAGAGUUGCACUUGCUAUUUAAUCAUGCUUUUCCAAAUACAUGUAUUUGAACAUUUUAAUGCUCGCGCGUUUCGAACCCAUACCCAAUAAACCAACACUGCUUUGCAACACUGAUAGUUUCGGAGAAGUAACAUUACUGCCAAUCGAAAAAGUCAUCAUAAUAACAACGUAAACAAAAUAAAUAUUGAGACUAAG
Molecule: messenger RNA, 1709 nt
Organism: Drosophila hydei
Lineage: Eukaryota; Metazoa; Arthropoda; Insecta; Diptera; Drosophilidae
Gene: alpha-PheRS
Product: phenylalanine--tRNA ligase alpha subunit
Exons: 1
Coding region: 24-1517 (497 amino acids)
Biological process (GO): phenylalanyl-tRNA aminoacylation
Cellular component (GO): cytoplasm; phenylalanine-tRNA ligase complex; cytosol
Molecular function (GO): ATP binding; tRNA binding; phenylalanine-tRNA ligase activity
Source: RefSeq, a predicted model, not a curated record